AAGUCUGUCCUGUUGGUAAACGUUAUUAAUGGGGAUCCAUGUUAUUUUAGAAAUGAUGGAUGAUCAAGUAUCAGUUUUAUUAAUUGUUUAGUUAGAUCAUUAUAACGCAACGAAUAGAGGGAUUAGUGUAUGCAAUUGUGUUUUGUAUAGAUUUUUCGUUUGCACUUUUUGACGUUGGUACACCGAGUAUAAUGAUUGACGGUCGGCCAUUUUCUUUGUUUGGGUGAAAAAAAGGUUUUUACCGAAGAAUUGGCGUCGGUUUAUUUUAUUUAAUUGUUAUUGGAUCGAUACGAUUUUUGUGUUUCCGUUCGGUUUGUGUGAGUUUCUGGAUAAAUACUGUCGCCGCGUUCGGGAGAGAAGAGCUUCGCCGGUGGUUGUUGAAGGGUGGAAAAGGAUAGGAAUAUGAAGAUGAAACUGGUGGAUCACGUGGUGAGGAGCUUCCGAGUUGCUAAGGUGUUCCGCGAGAACACCGACAAGAUCAACAGCAUCGACUUUUCGCCAACCGGUGAAACCCUUAUUUCGUGCAGCGAGGAUGACCAAAUAGUUAUUUACGAUUGCGAGAAGGGCACACAAGCUCGAACUGUUAACAGCAAGAAGUACGGCGUCGACUUAAUCCAUUUUACGCACGCAAAGAAUACAGCCAUCCACAGCAGCACCAAAGUCGACGACACCAUCCGUUAUUUGUCACUACACGACAACAAGUACAUACGAUAUUUUCCUGGUCACACGAAGAAGGUGGUGUCGCUAUGCCUGAGCCCCGUCGAAGACACAUUCCUCUCAGGCUCUAUGGAUAAAACGCUAAGGCUUUGGGAUCUAAGGUCUCCAAAUUGUCAAGGUUUGAUGCACUUGACUGGUAGGCCUGUGGCUGCUUAUGAUCCUGAAGGUUUAAUUUUUGCUGCUGGCGUUAAUUCUGAAUGUAUCAAGCUGUAUGAUUUGCGGUCCUUUGAUAAAGGGCCCUUUGUUACGUUCAAAUUAACACAGGAGAAGGAAUGUGACUGGACGGGACUUAAGUUUUCCAGAGAUGGAAAGACCAUUCUUAUUAGCACAAACGGAUCCAUCAUUAGGUUAAUUGAUGCCUUCCAUGGUACACCCCUGCAAACAUUCACAGGUCAUCUGAACAAUAAGGGCAUACCCAUAGAGGCAUCCUUUUCACCUGAUUCACAGUUCAUAUUUAGUGGGUCAACUGAUGGGAGGGUGCACGUUUGGAACGCGGACACUGGUUACAAGGUCUGCGUUCUGAACGCUGAUCAUCCUGGUCCUGUGCAAUGUGUUCAGUUUAAUCCUAAAUACAUGAUGUUGGCAAGCGCAUGCACGAACAUGGCAUUCUGGUUGCCAGCCAUGGAAGAUACAUAGACUGUUUAUUUAAUUUAAUUAAAAAUAUCUAAAAACACAUUACUAUUAUUAUGAUUAUUUUGAAUGUGAUGGACAAGUUUGAUAAUAUCAAUUUAUUGUUAAAUUGUAAAUAUGUUUUCUCUGUCUCCGUGGAUCAUAAGAAAUGAUAAAAGGAAAUUGUAUAUACAUUUUAUUUAAAAUUUGAAAUAUUUUUUUUAUAUAUUUGUCUUUGGAGAAACACAAUUGGGAAUAACAAUUAUAUGCAGUGCAUUUAACGUUUGUUUUUGUUCGUUUUCGAAGAACAAGAGUUGAAAAAGAGCGUAGAAAAGGAUAGUCAAAAGAAAAAUAAGCCGAUAAUUUGUUUUUACCUACCAAUGUUUCAUAACUUUCAGUAUUCAUUGAUGUUUUUUUUUUCUGUUUAUCUUUUUGUAACAAAACAUAUGUAUGUUCCUUAAAAACAAAUAAAAAGUUGUAAUAUAAA
Nicrophorus vespilloides is the source of this 1813-nucleotide messenger RNA. RefSeq names its product WD repeat-containing protein 82 (gene Wdr82). The record is from RefSeq and is a predicted model, not a curated record. Gene Ontology annotation, cellular component: Set1C/COMPASS complex. NCBI's taxonomy places the organism in Eukaryota, Metazoa, Arthropoda, Insecta, Coleoptera, Silphidae. Bases 403 to 1353 code for a protein of 316 amino acids. The transcript has a single exon. Gene Ontology annotation, molecular function: chromatin binding; protein binding.